Molecule: messenger RNA, 129 nt
Organism: Ectocarpus siliculosus
Lineage: Eukaryota; Phaeophyceae; Ectocarpales; Ectocarpaceae
Source: the annotation of a GenBank genome assembly
AUGCCACAAAAUGAUCUUCGACCUGCGGCGCUCGAUCACCUGGUUUUGGCCUACGCCCGGGCCAAGGAGGAGUUCAUCGCGAUUGGACUUCAACCCGCCAACCAGUGCGCAAAGAAGAGGGCAGCUUAA